UCACCGUCAAGAUUCCCGGUGUUGUCUCCACGCCUCUCUCCCCGCCUCCAAUCCCUCUCUUCCCCCCCACCCGUCCUCCUCGGUGCAACGCUCUCACACGCCCGGCCCUCCGCUCCCCGCUCCCAACGGUCAUGAUCGCCGCGGGGUCCGUCCCGUCAAGUGCAGCCGCAUCCACCGCCACCAGCCCCAUCCUCUCCGGCCCCACCAGGCGGCGGCAGCCGGAAUUCAGCGAUCCGGAGAGGGCUCUCCAGGAAGACGAGGACGGCGAGGCCCGCGACCAUGCAGGGUCCCUCGGAGGAUGGCACGGUCUCUUCUCGCGGCGGCUGCUGCUUCGGCACGGCAGGGGCGGGUGGCGGCCGGGGGGUAGGAAUGCGUGGAUGAGGCUGUUGGCGCUGGCCCUAUUCUCCAUGCUGGCCGCCACCGUUCUCCUCGGCACCGCACGCAUCGGCGGCUCCCAGGAGAACAAGGACGUGGUGCUGCAGAUCGGCAGCGUGAUGCGAGACGAGUCGUCGAGUUGGACGCUGGAGAACGCCACCAGCAUACAGAGAAGGCCUCAUCUUCCCAUUCCUGAGAUUUGGAUGAAUCCAAACAAUAAAGGUUACCGACAAUGCAUCAAUCGUCCAAAAGCUAAAUGCGACACAUGCAAUGCAACGGUGGGUUAUCUUAUUGUUCAUGCCAACGGAGGACUUAACCAGAUGAGAAUGGGAAUAAGCGACAUGGUUGCGGUAGCAAAGCUAAUGAACGCCACGCUUGUGUUGCCCUUCUUAGAUCACAAAUCAUUUUGGACAGAUCCAAGUGAAUUCAAGGACAUAUUUGAUGUCAAACACUUCGUGGAAGCUCUCAAGGAUGACAUCUCCGUGGUGGGAUCCCUCCCCCGGCGAUACGCCAAGACGAAGCCGCUGAAGAGGGCUCCCAUCUCCUGGUCUAAGGCUUCCUACUUCAAGAGCUUCGCUAAUGUCUUGAGCAGGCGUCGGGUGAUAGAGUUCACCUACACAGACUCCCGCCUCGCCAACAAUGGCCUUCCCCCUUCGAUUCAGAGGCUUCGGUGCCGUGCCAACUACCGAGCGCUUCGAUACACGAGAGAGAUCGAAGAGCUGGGGAAGACAUUGGUCCGUAGAUUGAGAAAUGGCAGCGACCACUACAUCGCUCUUCAUCUCAGGUACGAGAAGGACAUGCUGUCGUUCACCGGCUGCAGCCACAACCUGUCGUCCCAUGAGGCGGAAGAGCUGAGGGCGAUGAGGUACGGGGUGAAGCACUGGAAGGAGAAAGAGAUCGAUAGCAAGGAGAAGCGGCUCCAAGGCGGGUGCCCCAUGACGCCGCGCGAAGCUGCCAUCUUCCUCAAGGCCAUGGGCUACCCUUCCACCACCAGCAUCUACAUCGUGGCCGGAGAAAUCUACGGCGCGAAUAGCAUGGAAACGCUGACGGCGGAGUACCCCAACAUCUACACCCACCACAGCUUGACGUCCGCCGAGGAAUUGGAGGGUUUGGAGGGGUACCAGAACAGGCUUGCGGCGCUCGACUACAUCGUCGCCCUCCGCAGCGACGUGUUCGUGUACACCUACGACGGGAACAUGGCCAAAGCGGUGCAAGGGCACAGGAGAUUCGAGGGGUUCCGGAAGACCAUCAACCCGGACAGGCAGAGGCUAGUGAAGCUGAUGGAUCAGCUGGACGAGGGUGCCAUAAGCUGGAAGAAGCUGGAAGAGCAGGUGAAGAGAGAUCACAAGAACAGGCUCGGAGGGCCGUACGAGAGGAGGACCGAAGGGAUCCCCAGACAGGAAGAGUACUUCUAUGCGAAUCCUCUUCCGGGAUGCUUGUGCAUGAAGCGACACAGGAGCAUCUGAAGCAGGAGGGGUUUGCACAGAGAAGAGGAAGGUGGCAGUUCUGGGAAGCUCCCUCGCUCGAUCGCUGUAAAGACGACGAGAGUUUCU
Molecule: messenger RNA, 1928 nt
Organism: Musa acuminata AAA Group (dessert banana)
Lineage: Eukaryota; Viridiplantae; Streptophyta; Magnoliopsida; Zingiberales; Musaceae
Product: O-fucosyltransferase 19-like
Exons: 8
Coding region: 132-1841 (569 amino acids)
Cellular component (GO): cytoplasm
Source: RefSeq, a predicted model, not a curated record